AUGGAAUUGAAUAAAUUAAAACGUGAGCCGCUUGCUAUCGAAGAAUUAAUUGCGAAAAUGAAAGAAGUUGAAGAAGCUGAAGCUAAACCAAGGUUUUUAACUCGUCAAGAACGUGAAGCAUUAGCGUUAAAGAAACGUGAAGAAGAAGUUGCACGACAACGUGAAACACAACGUGAUUUAAUUGAAAAGAGAAAAGCGUUUUUACAAAAUGCUAAAAAACAUGAAAAAGAUCGAGAUCGUGAUCGUGAACGUCGUGAUCAACGUGAUCGAGAUCGAGAAAGAGAUAAAGAUUUUGAACGUGAGAAGGAAAGAAGACGAAGUCGAAGUCGAGAACAUGAUAGUCGAAGAAGUCGUAGUAGAAGUCGUGAAAGACGAACUAACCGUGAGGAAAAGGAUGGAGACAAUGAAGUGAAAGAGGAUAAAGAAACAGAUCGAGAUUUGGAAAAAUUAAAUGAAGCAAUCCGCCAACGGUAUUUAGGUGGUCAACGUGAAAAACGUAAACGUGGUCGUCGCCUUCAUGAACGAAAAUUUAUUUUUGAUUGGGAUGCUGGAGAGGACACAUCAAAUGAUUAUAACAAAUUAUAUCAAAAUCGACAUGAAGUGCAGUUCUUCGGCCGUGGUUCUAUUGCUGGUAUGGAUGUCAAUGCACAGAAAAAGCAGAAAUCCGAAUUGGAAGGUGUGAAGAAAAAGGCGAAGAAAGAGGCAUUCGAUAAUCGACAUUGGUCUCAAAAGUCUUUAGAGCAAAUGAACGAAAGAGAUUGGCGCAUAUUUCGUGAAGAUUUUAAUAUUGCAAUUAAAGGAGGUCGGGUACCGAAGCCGUUUCGUUCAUGGGAGGAAGCCAGUUUACCAAAAGAAGUUUAUGAUGUUAUAUUAAAAAUUGGUUACAAGGAACCAACACCUAUACAAAGGCAAGCUAUUCCUAUUGGUCUUCAGAACCGUGAUAUUAUUGGAGUAGCUGAAACAGGUUCUGGUAAAACAGCUGCAUUUCUUAUACCGCUUUUAGUAUGGAUAACUUCCUUGCCUAAAAUUCAAAUCAGUGAAGAACAAGACUCGGGACCAUACGCCAUAAUUAUGGCACCAACUCGUGAACUUGCUCAGCAGAUUGAAGAAGAAACAGUCAAAUUUGGUCAGUUAUUAGGAAUUCGUACAGUUUCAGUUAUUGGUGGAGCAUCACGUGAGGAACAAGGCCUUAAGCUUCGUCUUGGCGUUGAAGUGGUGAUUGCCACCCCAGGUCGUUUACUUGAUGUUCUAGAAAAUCGAUAUUUAUCACUUGAUCAGUGUACAUAUGUCAUAUUGGAUGAAGCGGAUCGCAUGCUCGAUAUGGGUUUUGAACCUGAAGUACAAAAGACAGUGAUGUUCACGGCAACAAUGAGUCCUGCUAUUGAACGACUGGCAAGGGCGUACUUAAGAAGGCCAGCAGUUGUUUACAUAGGUUCAAUAGGUCGACCAACUGAACGCGUUGAACAGAUUGUUUAUAUGAUUGGUGAAGAAAAUAAGCGUAAAAAGCUUGUUGAAAUCAUUUCCUCAGAUGCUUUUGAACCGCCAAUAAUUAUAUUCGUCAAUCAAAAAAGAGGUGCAGAUAUGCUUGCUAAAGGUCUUACAAAACUGGGUUUUGCACCGUGUGUAUUACAUGGUGGCAAAGGACAAGAUGCACGAGAGUAUUCUUUGGCAGCUCUAAAGGAUGGUACGAGAGAUAUUCUUGUAGCAACAGAUGUUGCUGGUCGAGGUAUUGAUAUAAAGGAUGUCUCGCUUGUUCUUAAUUAUGAUAUGGCUAAAACAAUUGAAGAUUACACUCAUCGAAUAGGACGAACAGGACGUGCUGGUAAACAUGGUAAGGCAAUAACAUUUUUAACGCCAGAAGAUCGGGAAGUGUUUUACGAUUUGAAACAAUGCCUGUUAGAGAGUCCAAUAUCGACAUGUCCACCUGAAUUAGCAAAUCAUCCUGAUGCGCAACACAAACCGGGUACAUUUGUUAUUAAAAAACGACAGGAUGAAACUCUUUAUCGUAAUUAA
Messenger RNA from Dracunculus medinensis (Guinea worm), 2013 nucleotides. Lineage: Eukaryota; Metazoa; Nematoda; Chromadorea; Rhabditida; Dracunculidae. The record is from the annotation of a GenBank genome assembly.